Guyanagaster necrorhizus is the source of this 810-nucleotide messenger RNA. Its product is annotated as DUF1445-domain-containing protein. Bases 1 to 810 code for a protein of 269 amino acids. The record is from RefSeq and is a predicted model, not a curated record. Gene Ontology annotation, molecular function: D-glutamate cyclase activity. Gene Ontology annotation, biological process: glutamate metabolic process. NCBI's taxonomy places the organism in Eukaryota, Fungi, Basidiomycota, Agaricomycetes, Agaricales, Physalacriaceae. The transcript is spliced from 6 exons.
AUGUACGUUCUAGUAGUAAAUGAACGGUUGAAUUCCGAGGGAUUACAAAGUGGAUCUUUCUCCCGUCCAUUUUCCACUCGACCUGGGAUCGGAUUUGCCAUAGUCGAAAUCAGGUCGCUUCGUCGCGCAGAUGCUUUUAAGGAAGCAUCGACUGCCGGUCUCUGUGCCGGGCACGUUCAAGCUAAGGUGAUCAUCCUUCCACAAAAGUAUGCCGAUGAUUUUCGAUGGCUCUGUCUAAGGAAUCCGGUCUCGUGUCCUCUCUUCAGGGAGACAAAACCAGGAGAUGCACGUGUACCGGAACAUCUUGCAUCUAACAGUAAUAUUUGCACUGACUGCCCACUGUAUAACAUCUACCGAGACGGCGUGUUUGUUGAGAGCAAGAGGAGUCUUGAAGAUUACUGGCAGCCGGAUUCUAUCGCCUUCUUCUUGGAUAGCGGGCUUACUUCACGGCACACGGGAUUGGGGAGAAAUGUGCCUAUGUACAGAACCAACGUACCACUGAUGGCUACAGGAGCUUUUAGCGGACUUAUGGUCGUUUCUACACGACCGUAUCCCAUCUCUCAAAUCUCGAAGGUUCACAACAAUGGCGCCAAGGCGCUCGGAUUGACUGAUUUCGACGGUUCGAACCCGGACUUUGGGGAUCCCUCGGAAAUACGCGAAGGGGAGGUCGCUGUAUACUGGGGUUGCAACGUAACUCCGCAAGUAGCAGUAAUGGACAGUAAGAUUGACGGCAUUGUCAUGGGACAUGAGCCAGGACAGAUGUUGGUGCUGGACAUAGUGAACCAGGCUGUGUGUAAGGGAGAGCUGUAG